AGCUCCACCUUUUCCUCACCUCGACGCAACAGCUCCGUCCAGUCCUACCAACAUCAAACAGACGUUCACCAUGAACGGCGACGGCUAUUCCAGAGACGAACGCCCAGCUCGCUCAAGGAACUACUCCUCGCGCGACGACCGCCGCGAUCGAGACCGGGACCGUAACCGCCGCCGCUCGAGGUCCCCCCACCGAGGCUCCCGCCGCAACGACUAUGAGGUCGAUACCUAUUCAUCCAGCCGAGACUUCCACGCCCGCGAGCGCGACGAUACCUAUGCGAGGCGCGAGCGGCGCGAUGAUCGAGGAUGGGGAGGAGGCGAUUCGUACUCGAGACGCGACUCGCGACGCGAUGAUGACCGUGGCCUUGGUCGGCGUGAUAGAGACACACACGACGAGCGCGGUGGCAGGGGUGGCCGCCGAGACCGCGAUCGGGGUGACAGGGACGGAGGACAUGGUGGCGGACGAGAUCGCGGCGGACGGGACAAUACUCCGCCAUUCAAGAAGCGCGAGAAAACCCCAGACCUGACGGAUAUGCCCUCCAUCAUCGGUCGUCAGCGCCGCAUGACCCAGUGGGAUAUCAAGCCUGCCGGAUACGACAACAUCACGGCGGAACAGUCCAAGCUGUCGGGCAUGUUCCCCCUCCCUGGGGCCCCGCGUGCCGCAGCAAUGGACCCCUCCCGCCUCGCCGCAUUCAUGAACCAGCCGUCCGGCUCAGCUUCUAACAACUCUCUGAAGCCUGGUCAUGGCCGGCAAGCCAAGCGUCUGUUUGUGCACAACAUCCCGCCGUCUGCCACCUCGGACUCAAUCGCCGAGUACUUCAACCUCAAUUUGAAUGGCCUCAACGUUGUCUCUGCCACUGACCCCUGCAUCUCCGCCCAGCUUGCUCAUGACCGGAGCUAUGCCCUCCUUGAAUUCAAGGCCCCUGAAGAUGCCACUAUGGCACUUGCGUUAGAUGGUUCCCACAUGGAGGGUGACGACGCAUCGAACGGACAACCAGACCGAGAAGGGCUUUCCAUCCGCCGCCCCAAGGACUACAUUGUUCCAGCAUCCACCGACGACGAUUAUGUGGAAGGCCAGGUGUCAAACAUUGUCAAGGAUAGUCCGAAUAAAGUCAGCGUCAGCAACAUCCCCACUACUGUAGACGAAGAGAGUUUACAGGAGCUGCUUGCGACUAUGGGUCCGCUGAAAUCCUUUGUCACGGUUCAGGACACUUCCUCAGGGGAAUUCCGGGGCAUUGCAUUCUGCGAGUAUGUCCAGGGCGAUAACACCACUGAGAUCAUUGAAGCACUGAACCAGCUCGCCCUCGGUGAUGGCAAUCUCAAGGUCCAACGCGCUAGUAUUGGCUUCACUCAGGCCGCAGGACUCGAGGCGGGCGUGAAUGGCAUGACCUUGCUAGCGCGAUCCGAGACUCAAAAUGACGAAACUAUCAUUAGCCGCGUCAUUUGUAUGCUAAAUAUGAUCACGCAAGACGAGGUCAUGGACAGGGACGCCUACGAAGAAAUCAAGGAGGACGUCGAAGAGGAGUGCUCCAAGUAUGGCAAGAUCCUCGAUAUUAAGAUGCCACGCCCGACUGGUGGUUCUCGCAUGGGUCCUGGUGUCGGCAAGAUCUAUAUCAAGUACGAUAAUGUCGAAUCGGGCCAGAAGGCUAUGAAGGCGCUUGCUGGACGCAAAUUUUCCGACCGCACGGUCGUCGUUACGUUCUUCUCAGAGGAGCUGUUCGAUGUUAAUGGAUGGUAAGUACGUCAUGCACAUAUAUGGCUCACUUCCCUACCUACUCGUGGUGCUGUGAUUAGGAUAGCUCGAAGAGAUGGGUUACUGGAGUGGAGAUGUGACUGGGCUACGAUUCCGGAUUUGCUUGGUGGAAGUGGAUGGAUGCGAUUCCUACAAAAUGGUGUCUAGCAUGGCGUCAUGUGGUUUUUAAUCUGUAGGACUUGAUCCUACUACGUGUAAAUUAGUUGUCCGUGGUUGGUCGGAUGGAUGCACUCAUCCAAGGAAAUUGGCACUGAUUGAAUAGCUUCGGUGGGGGCGGACUUGUCAAAAUUACAUGCACGCUUACCACGCAUAUUUACU
Lindgomyces ingoldianus is the source of this 2068-nucleotide messenger RNA. RefSeq lists its product as uncharacterized. Gene Ontology annotation, molecular function: poly-pyrimidine tract binding; pre-mRNA 3'-splice site binding. The transcript has 5 exons. The record is from RefSeq and is a predicted model, not a curated record. NCBI's taxonomy places the organism in Eukaryota, Fungi, Ascomycota, Dothideomycetes, Pleosporales, Lindgomycetaceae. Gene Ontology annotation, biological process: mRNA processing. Gene Ontology annotation, cellular component: U2AF complex; commitment complex; nucleus. Bases 71 to 1735 code for a protein of 554 amino acids.